AUGAAGCUGAAUCGCCUCUGCAUCGUUUUACCACCAAAUUCUGGUGAAAUGGUGGUGCCACUUGAAAAGGGUGUCCAGCAAGAACCCUUCCAAACACCAGAGAAACAAGUUGUUGAGGCCAAACAGCCUCACAGGGCAUGUGGGGGACAAGUUCUUGCUUCUCUUGGAGAUUUUUUGGGCAAGUUGUAUGACUCAGGGUGGUGGAGAAUUUGCCAAAAGGGAGGGCACAGAGAGAAGCACGACUCUGGUGUAUUGUUUCAUGACAUGGAUGGUGUGCAAGUUUCUGUUAACGUUGGCAGGGACAACCCCAGAAUUUUCAGCUACGCAGAGCUGUUCAUAGGGUCUAAUGGUUUCAGUGAAGACCAAGUUUUGGGGAGUGGAGGGUUUGGCAAAGUGUACAAGGCCGUUUUGCCGAGUGAUGGAACCGUGGUUGCUGUGAAGUGCUGUUUGGCAGGGAAAGGGAAGCAGUUUGAGAAAAGUUUUGCAGCGGAGUUAACAGCCGUGGCUGAUCUUCGCCACAAGAAUCUUGUGAGGCUGAGGGGUUGGUGUGUCAAUGAAGAUCAGUUGCAUCUUGUUUAUGACUACAUGCCAAACCGAAGCCUUGACCGUGUUCUGUUUCGCAGACAUGAGAAUUUGAAGGCCAAGCCUCUUCAAUGGGGACAGAGAGUGAAGAUUGUGAAAGGUUUGGCAGCUGCAUUGUACUACCUCCAUGAGCAACUAGAGACUCAAAUCAUUCAUAGGGAUGUUAAGACCAGCAACGUUAUGCUUGAUUCCCAUUACAAUGCUCGGUUGGGUGACUUUGGCAUGGCAAGGUGGCUAGAGCAUGAGCUUGAGUAUGAGUAUAAGAAUAAGAACAAGAAAACAAUAUCGAUCAGAAGUGACCAUUUCAGAUUGGGAGAGACGUCAAGAGUAGGGGGCACAAUUGGGUAUCUUCCUCCUGAAAGCUUGCAGAAACCAAGCAAUGCUACCUCCAAAUCUGAUGUCUUCAGUUUCGGGAUUGUUGUGUUAGAGGUGGCAUCUGGAAGGAGAGCAAUUGAUUUCACACAGCCAGAUGAACAAAUGAUUCUGCUUGACUGGAUUAGAAGGCUUUCUGAUGAAGGGAAGCUUCUGGAAGCAGCUGAUACAAGGCUACCAGAUGGAUCCUUCAUGCUCUCAGAGAUGCAGCAUUUCAUUCACACAGGCCUCCUCUGCACACUCCAUGACCCACAAUUGAGGCCAAGCAUGAAAUGGGUAGUGGAAGCUCUUUCUGACUUUUCUUUUAAACUACCACCACUCCCUUCUUUUCUCUCCCACCCUUUAUACAUCUCUUUGUCUUCCCCAUCUGAUACUAGUCACAGUCCAAGCAGCACAAGUGGCACUAGCUCCACCACAGAUAAUGCAAGCAUUACCACCAACAAUACCUCAAACUAUGUCACGGCAGCAGGUGAUACUGUGUAUGUAACCGCUGAGUACAAAAACAGUGAAAUCAUCUCUUUUAAGAGCAAUCACCACCAGCGACCAUUUCCUGUGGUAGAAACUCCAAGAGAAAUAUCAUACAAGGAGAUUGUUUCUGCUACAGAUAACUUCUCUGAUUCAAGAAGGGUGGCUGAGCUAGACUUUGGAACUGCUUACCAUGGCAUCCUUGAUGACAAAUGCCAUGUUUUGGUGAAACGCCUUGGGAUGAAGACUUGUCCUGCACUGCGUCAUAGAUUCUCCAACGAACUCCGGAACCUGGGACGGCUUCGCCACAGGAAUUUGGUUCAACUUCGUGGAUGGUGCACUGAGCAAGGAGAGAUGCUUGUUAUUUAUGAUUACUCGGCAAGUAGAAUCCUCAGCCAACUGCUUAUGCAUCAUAACAAUGGAACUCGAAGUGGAGCUUCUUUCCUCCAAUGGCAUCACAGGUACAACGUAGUGAAAGCACUGGCCUCCGCAGUACUCUAUCUACAUGAGGAAUGGGAUGAACAAGUGAUCCACAGAAACAUUACUUCUUCCGCUGUCAUUCUUGAGCCAGAUAUGAAUCCAAGACUCAGCUCUUUCGCUCUGGCAGAAUUUUUGUCAAGGAAUGAGCAUGGUCAUCAUGUAGUUUCUGACACUAGAAAAUCGGUUCGUGGGAUUUUCGGCUACAUGUCACCAGAAUACGUGGAAUCAGGCGAAGCAACCACUGAAGCUGAUGUUUAUAGUUUUGGUGUGGUGGUGCUUGAAGUUGUGAGUGGACAGAUGGCAGUAGAUUUUAGGCAACCAGAGGUACUUUUGGUGAAGAAGGUUCAUGAAUUUGAGAUGAGAAAAAGACCAUUGAAAGAAUUAGCUGACAUUAGACUCAGUGGAGAAUACAAUGACCAAGAAUUGAUGAGAUUAGUAAGGUUAGGAAUUGCUUGCACAAGUUGCAACCCUCAGCUAAGACCAAGCAUGAGACAAAUAGUAAGCAUCCUUGAUGGCAAUGACAAAUUACUUGUCCAGAGUAGCAAGGAGAGCAGGGAAGAAUGGAGACAAAGAAAUUACCGUUCUUUGUCAAUGGUUAAGAGAAUCCAAGCUCUAGGAAUACAGUAAGAAAUUGCAGAAGGACAUUGAAGUUACCUAAUGGGAACUGAAAUUUUUGUAACAUAGAAAAAUCUCUAUCUUGUUUUUGUCUCCAUGUUUUAUCCAUUUUGUCUACUUAAUAUCUAUACUAGGUUGUAUAUUAUAUAAAAGAAGCUUCAUGUAUCAGUGUAUUUUUAUGCAGAAGCAUGGCAAAAAUCAUGUGUUUCUAUUCA
Molecule: messenger RNA, 2729 nt
Organism: Vigna angularis (adzuki bean)
Lineage: Eukaryota; Viridiplantae; Streptophyta; Magnoliopsida; Fabales; Fabaceae
Product: receptor like protein kinase S.2
Exons: 1
Coding region: 1-2526 (841 amino acids)
Biological process (GO): protein phosphorylation
Cellular component (GO): plasma membrane
Molecular function (GO): ATP binding; protein kinase activity
Source: RefSeq, a predicted model, not a curated record